CAUCUGUGUCUCUCUCUCUCUCUCUCCACACACACAUAUACACACACACACACACACAUACACAGAGUACAUAUAAUUAGCCAGAGGUAUGGUGGAGGAAGAGGAUCGAAAAACCCCAAGACGACUUUCACUUAAAAACCAUCCUAAUUUUAAUAACUAUCCCAAUUGGAAAGAAAAGCUCAGAGAAAACUGUUGCAAAAGGGUUCGAGAGAAUCGAGCAAGCUUGCUUUGGAAAUUGAGGCUACCUGAGACUAAGGACCAAUCUCCCAGUGAUAAGGAGUUUAUCAAAUCAACCUUCCAGGAUAUAGUUUCUGAUGAAUUAAAAAAAAUUAAAGACUAUUCUUUGAUUUCUCUUGGGACCUCAACUGCCCUUGAAGCCAAUGAUGCAAUAUGGGAAUAUGAUGGUACUCAUACAGCUUAUCAAGGGGAAUGUGAAGAGAUAUUGUUAGAAAUGCAAAGGAUCUUUUACGAGGAUAUUGGUAUGGAACCAAGCAGAAGAGAAUCAGAAAACCAUACCAGAAUAUGGGAAGAUGAAGAAGAUGAGUAUUUGGCUCGUGCAGUGUAUGAGCAUAUGAAUCUGAAUGAUAAGCAGGUGCACGAGGUGAUCUGGUGCCCCAUCUGCAAGCAAGGAGAGUUGCAAGAGAACUACUGUCAUAUUUAUUGCACCCUUUGUGAACUUAAACUCAACAGAGACAACGAGGUUACUUUGGACUUGUUGCGGAUUCGGUUAGCAGAUGCUUAUGGAGAACAUCUUAACAAGGGAUGUAGAUUGAAACCCAAGAUCUGCAUCAAAACUAGAUUCGAGUUGACUGCACUGUACAUCGAGUGUCAAGGAUGCAAUACUUUUGAAGUUGUAAUAUAGCUAAUGAGUUUUUGUAGGAAAGCAUCAAAGUUUUGUUACAUUGGCUGUACGUAAUAGACUCUUCUAACCUAUGACUUCAGUUCGGUUUUAUCAAACUAUAUAGUAUGUCUUUGUUUUGCUGCCUCUCUGUGUAUAUGCAUUACAUACAGAUGUGAGAUAUGUAUAUAGACAUGUAGCUGUAUGACAAUGGAUAUUUCUUUA
Molecule: messenger RNA, 1063 nt
Organism: Cornus florida
Lineage: Eukaryota; Viridiplantae; Streptophyta; Magnoliopsida; Cornales; Cornaceae
Exons: 6
Coding region: 89-862 (257 amino acids)
Biological process (GO): protein import into nucleus
Cellular component (GO): nucleus
Source: RefSeq, a predicted model, not a curated record